ACAAGAGAUCGUUUUGUUGGAAACGAAAGAGCCCAAUACAGUAAACUUAGGGACUACUUGCAUGAAUUGUUGAGGAGUAAUCUAGGAAGCAGAGCAUUAUUGGCAGUGACUCCAAUACCGCAGUCUCCUUCGUUGUUCGAGAAGUUAUAUAUAUGCCUUGACGCAUGUAAAAAGGGUUUUAAGGCUGGUUGUAGAAAGUUGAUCGGUCUUGAUGGUUGUUUCUUGAAAGGAUAUUUUGGAGGCCAACUACUUUCAGCCGUGGGUCAAGACGCUAACAAUCACUUCUAUGUGAUUGCAUUUGCUGUGGUCGACAGCGAGACAAAGGAAAAUUGGAAAUGGUUCCUCACACUGCUACAAGAAGAUCUUGGGGAUCAGUACAUAUAUGGGAGGAAUUUCAUAUCAGAUCAACAAAAGGGAUUUUUGCCUGCAUUAAAGGAAGUCAUGCCGCAUGCUCAUCACCGCAAUUGUGUUAGGCACAUUUGGAAGAACUUUACAAACCAAUUCAAGGACAAGCAAAUAAAGAAUAUAGUUUGGGAGUGUGCCAAGUGCACAAUUGAUGCUGAAUUUAAAAUAAGCAUGGAGAAAUUAAGAAGAGUCAAUGAAGACGCAUGGUCUUAUCUGUCGAAGUUUGAACCCCAAUGCUAGACAAAGGCUCAUUUCAGCCAUGGUCCGAAGGCAGAUAAUCUGACAAAUAAUAUGUGCGAGGUGUGGAAUUCAAGGAUAGUCAACUAUAGGACCAAACCUAUACUCACCAUGUGCGAGGAGCUGAGGUGUUACAUCAUGAGGAGGAUGACGAAAUACAAGAUGGUUCUGGAAACUUAUAUAGGAACUGAGUUGGCACCUACACAGCAAAAGCGGCUGGAUGACAUCAUAAAGGAUGUAAGGUACUGGUUUUCAGUUUGGGUCGGUGAUGAUGAACGCAAGGUCUUUGAAGUUCAGCGAGGAAACAAGAAGCUCUAUGUGGACCUAGGCCAUAACAAAUGCACAUGCAAUGCAUGGCAGUUGACAGGUUUACCGUGUGUUCAUGCACUAGCUGCAAUUGCUAGAAGAGGAGAUAGAGCUGAGAGCUAUGUGCAUCCAUUGCUUAAGCUUGGAGCAGCUAGAGCCACCUACCAACAUUGUCUCCAGCCAGUUAAUAGCGAGGAGUAUUGGACCAAGACACCCUAUGUGGCUCCAAUUCCACCUCGGAUUAAAAGGCCAAUUGGCCGCCCUGUGCAGAAGAGGAAGAAAGACCAAUCUGAAAAGCAGCAGUCAAGUGAAACCAAAGCGAAAAGGACUUUUAGAGUGACAUGUAGCAAAUGUGGAGAGUCCGGUCAUAACCACAAGACAUGUAAAGGUCCACCUGCUCCAAAUAGAAGAGCUUCUACAAGGAACAAUCCAAGAGCCAAUGGUGCAACAACUAACCAAGCGGCUGAAGAGAUUCAUGUGUCUCAAUCAGCUCCACAAGAACAGGCUGGUGCUUCUGGAAUUGCUCAACCCCAUGUACCUUUAUCCUUUCAUGGACCAUUAGCAACAAACAUGACCACUGAAACAGUGCCACAAACCAUUUGGAAUGGCCUUAAUGCUCAAGCCUCUACACGAGCAAAGCAGCCUAUUAUCAGGCCACCUCACAUAAUGAACCCACCAAUUUCGUCAAGCACCCCACCACCAAUUCAACCACAUCAAACCCUUCAGGGCAUCUCACAUGAAACAAUGUCUGCUGCAAGUGAGGGAACUGCGUCAAGGAUGUUCCAGUUCAUACCCAAUCAUGGUUUCAAGGCUCCGAGGAAGAAAUGAACCAACAUAUAUCAAGGCCUACUCUUAAGUGUUGUUUAGGGAAUUUUAAAAUGUAAUCAUGUGGUUUGAAAUACCUUUUAAGUAGUAUUUUGGUUGAGUUAGGAUAAACUUGAUCCUUUGUUUUGCUUCAUACAUGAGUAUUUUGGUAGAAUCAGGAUAAACUUGUUCCUUUGUUUUGGAACACAUUUUGAUGGAA
Arachis stenosperma is the source of this 1972-nucleotide messenger RNA. RefSeq lists its product as uncharacterized. Lineage: Eukaryota; Viridiplantae; Streptophyta; Magnoliopsida; Fabales; Fabaceae. Bases 697 to 1776 code for a protein of 359 amino acids. Gene Ontology annotation, molecular function: zinc ion binding; nucleic acid binding. The record is from RefSeq and is a predicted model, not a curated record. The transcript is spliced from 5 exons.